Messenger RNA from Hylaeus volcanicus, 2103 nucleotides. Its product is annotated as leucine-rich repeat protein soc-2 homolog. Lineage: Eukaryota; Metazoa; Arthropoda; Insecta; Hymenoptera; Colletidae. The transcript has a single exon. The record is from RefSeq and is a predicted model, not a curated record. Gene Ontology annotation, molecular function: protein binding. The coding region runs from base 253 to 2085 and encodes 610 amino acids.
AAUUUGCUUAGAACCGACCCUAACACGAACAUGAACAUGAAAAGUUUCAACUAGAGUUUUGUCUCUGGAAAACUAUUCCGUGGUCGAGACCUCUAUCAGCCGUUUCGCGUUUGCGUUUGCGCUACGUGCAGUGGAUGACAUCGAUAUGUCAAUACUUGUCAAGUACGAAAUCUUGUAAAAGAAGUGUACGAGAUGUCGUAGGACUACACGACGUACUCACAAAUGAAUCGUAGUUGCGAUAGUGGUUAGGUUAUGAAAAAGUCGAACAAAUACUGGACAGGUGUGGGUAACAUUUCAACAGUGUGUUUGUCCGAGGUGAAGAGGGACCGCGAGGACCUCGAAGACAGUCUUCCAACGUUUUACAUGAAGGAACAAGAUAUUCCUGAAUAUUUGGAAGGCUGUGGUUUAACCACCUGUACAGCCGGUGACAUGCCUGAGGACGUAGACGUCUUACGGGAUAAUAAAGAGCAGACGAAAGAGAAAAAAUUAUCGUCCGCGUCUAUAGCUGGUCCCGAUACCAAGAAAACGGUAACUGUCAAACAUCCCGAAUCAAAUAAGCCGAAACCAACUACGAAAAAAGGUAAACCGAUACAAGCCGAUUUAGACGUUUCUAAGGAAUUCACGAGAUGCAGAGAGGAGUGCGUGAAGCGGUUGGAUUUAAGCAAAUCCAGUAUUACUAAUCUGCCCAGCACGGUACGAGAUUUGACGCAUUUAGUCGAGUUUUAUUUGUACGGUAACAAACUCGUAACGUUACCACCGGAAAUAGGAUGCCUUGCAAAUUUGGUAACGUUGGCUUUGAGCGAAAAUUCCCUUACCAGUUUACCGAAUACCCUAGAAAAUUUGAAAUCGUUAAGGGUCCUUGAUUUGAGGCAUAACAAGUUAAGCGAAAUACCUGACGUUGUUUACAAAUUGACAAGCCUUACAACUUUGUUCUUACGCUUCAAUCGAGUCAGAUACGUGAGCGACAAUAUGCGAAAUUUGACAAAUUUAACCAUGUUGAGCUUGAGGGAGAACAAGAUCAAAGAACUUCCAGCUGGUAUCGGCAAGUUGAUUAAUUUGAUAACAUUUGAUGUGUCUCAUAAUCAUCUAGAACAUUUACCCGAAGAGAUUGGAAAUUGCAUUCAGUUGUCCACGCUUGACUUGCAACACAAUGAGCUUCUGGAUAUUCCUGAUACAAUUGGAAAUUUAGUCUCGUUAACGAGAUUAGGACUUAGAUAUAAUAGAUUAGCCAAUAUUCCAAAAUCAUUGGCAAAUUGUAAAUUAAUGGAUGAAUUCAGCGUCGAAGGAAACCAAGUAUCUCAAUUACCGGAUGGACUGCUUGCAAGUCUCUCUGACUUGACCACAAUCACAUUGUCUAGGAAUGCGUUUACUGCGUAUCCAUCGGGGGGACCAGCCCAGUUUACGAAUGUUCAUUCUAUAAAUCUCGAACAUAAUAAGAUCGAUAAAAUACCAUAUGGUAUAUUCUCUAGAGCAAAAAAUCUAAGAAAAUUAAAUAUGAAAGAAAAUCAAUUGACUGCUUUACCGUUAGAUAUCGGUACGUGGAUCAAUAUGGUUGAAUUAAAUUUGGGUACAAAUCAACUUACAAAAAUUCCAGACGAUAUUCAUUGCCUUCAAAGUUUAGAAAUCUUAAUACUCUCUAAUAAUCUGUUAAAACGUAUUCCUGCCAGCAUAGCAAAUUUACGUAAACUCAGAGUCUUAGAUCUUGAAGAAAAUAAAAUUGAGACUCUACCUAAUGAAAUUGGUUUUCUAAGAGAUUUGCAGAAAUUAAUUUUGCAAUCUAAUCAGGUAACUUGUUUACCAAGAGCAAUCGGUCAUUUAACAAAUUUGACGUAUUUAAGCGUUGGAGAGAAUAAUCUAAAUUAUUUACCUGAAGAAAUUGGUACAUUAGAAAAUUUAGAUUCGUUAUAUGUAAAUGAUAAUGCAAAUUUACAUAAUUUACCAUUUGAAUUAGCUUUGUGCACAAAUCUCAGUAUUAUGUCAAUUGAAAAUUGUCCACUUUCUCAAAUCCCACCAGAAAUAGUUGCAGGAGGUCCUUCCUUAGUAAUUCAAUUUUUAAAAAUGCAAGGACCUUAUCGAUCCAUGUAACAAAACUAGAAAGUUAUC